This is a messenger RNA of Eublepharis macularius, 1416 nucleotides long. It is a transcript of the gene TMEM52, whose product is annotated as transmembrane protein 52. Lineage: Eukaryota; Metazoa; Chordata; Lepidosauria; Squamata; Eublepharidae. The record is from RefSeq and is a predicted model, not a curated record. The transcript has 5 exons. Bases 117 to 755 code for a protein of 212 amino acids.
UUAAAACGCAGGAGCGAGAGCGCGCUCGAGCCGGAAUCGGACAAAGAGGCGCUGCGGGGAUUGCAGGUUGGGCAAGGGAGGCUCUCCGGGCUCGGCGCCAGACCCUCGGCUUUCUCAUGGCCGCCUUCCAGCGCGGGCGGCUGCUGCUGCUUCUGGCGCUCUUGCAAGCAAUGCCUUCACUUGCUGAGAUCUGUUCUGACCACAGCCUCCAAGACUGUUCUCAGCAGGGUGCCAGUUGGACAAGCUUGUGGUAUGUCUGGCUUAUCCUGCUCACCGUGUUCUUGUUGCUCAUGUGUGGCAUUGGUGCCAGCUGUGUGAAGUUCUGUUGCCGCAAGAAGAGGCCCCCUGUGCAGACUUUCCCACCGCAAGCCCAUGAUCUCACUGCUAUCCCCAUUGAUCAUGACAGCACAGCCCACAGCACAGUCACAUCAUACAGCUCCGUACAGUAUCCUCAGAGCAUCUCACUUCCUAUGUCCUUUAGGGAGAUGGACAGAAAUCUUGUGAAUCCUCCAGCAUACAGCCUCUACGCCAUAGACUUGCCGCCAUCUUACGAUGAGGCCAUCAAGAUGGCAAAGCCCUGCAUCGAAACUCCAUUUGUAGGCCAGAAAUUUGGCGAGAACACCUCCCAAUCCGUAGUCCAGGAAGAACAAAACCAACCCCAAACAUCGCCUGAGAUGUCAAACAGCAGCCCUGAGAUAGUACAACCAGGUUCACAGCUUCCAGAAGCUUCCACACAAGAGCAACCGGAACUUUAGUCUCUCAUUGUGGGGCCAGAAGAGAGUGAGUUGUUGUGUCAACAGCAUUAGAAGUGUGGCUGUGUGUACUUGGUUAACCUGAAGAGAGAGCCAGUUGUUUGGCUCAUAGCAGUGAACUAUUAUGUGGGAGAGUUUUUUGCCAUGGCCUUUGAUAACCGCCUGUUGCCACUUCAAGGGUGCCAAGUGAAAUGUUGUGACAGCUGGUUUAAAAAUACCCUCUGCGGGUGAGAGAUGGUUUGUGUCAAUCUCCUCAAGGCACAAUGUAAGGGGGGGAAAUGCUGUUUUCUUUCAUGGGUGUUGGGUAGAGAGAGAACUGCUUCAUGAGAACUGUCUGAGAGGAACAGCACAAAAUGGCUACCGGCUGGCCCUAAACCAGAACUGAAAGGGGACCGUUUUCCCUCACAGCGGGGUUUAAAAAACAGAAGUUCAAAUCCACAUCUCCUUCUUCUGAGAAGACUGAACUGUCCAGCACAUUGCUGAAGUACUUGAAUUCGUUGCUAUGUAACGGCAAACUGCCUUGGACUUGAAAGAAAAUAACAGCUGGAAUUGGAUAGGUGUGUUAGAUAAAAUAUUUGAGGGAAGAAAUCUAGCAGUGCCCUAGUGAGCAUGUCUGCUUUGUUGUAUUGAUUUGUUUUUUGAAUAAUAAAACAUGCUUUUUUCU